AUGGAAGUUGAACAAAAGAUUGAUGAUGCUUUGUACAGUAGACAAUUAUAUGCACUCUCACAUGAGGCCAUGCAAAAGAUUUCAUCGACAUCUGUCCUUGUGAUUGGUCUCGAUGGUUUGGGUAUCGAAAUCGUCAAAGAUGUAGUAUUGGCAGGUGUCAAGUCUGUCACCUUGUAUGAUAAUGAUCCCGUUCAACUUAAAGAUAUGUCUUCUCAAUUUUAUUUUACAGAAUCACAAAUUGGAACUAAAAGAUCAGAAGCAUGUGUACAAAAAGUAGUAGAUUUAAAUAGCUAUGUUCGUGUCAGUGCCUAUUAUGGCGACUUGACCGAAUCAUUCUUGAAGGACUUUAACGUUGUUGUGUUGGCCAACCAACCAUUGACCUUGCAAACCAAGCUCAACGACAUUUGCCAUCGUAACAACAUUCACUUUAUUGCUUCCGAGUCACGUGGUGUGUUUGGCAGCAUCUUUACCGACUAUGGAGACAAGUUUACCAUUGUCGAUACCAACGGUGAAAACCCAGCCUCUUAUAUGAUCAGUGCCGUCUCUCAAGAGAACCCAGGUGUCGUCACCCUUGUCGACGAGCAAAAAUUACAGCUUCAAGACGGCGACACUGUCUCUUUUAAGGAAAUCAAUGGCAUGUCGCAACUCAACGACCUCCCACCACAAAAAAUUAAAGUCAUCUCUCCAUUUACCUUUUCCAUUGGUGAUACCACUUCCUUUGGUCAAUAUACUUCUGGUGGUUAUGUAACUGAAGUUAAACAACCAAAGAUUAUUGAAUUUAAACCAUUAGAAAAAAUUUUAGAAAAGGGAGAGAAUCUAUUUUUUACAGACGAUUCUAAAUUUGAUCAUCCAAGCAGUUUGUUGGCUGGAUUCCAAGCAAUUCACCGAUUCAAUCAAGAAAAGGGACAUUUCCCACGUCCACACAACAAGGCUGAUGCCGACCAAGUGGUUGCUGCUGCCACCGAGAUUGCCAAGAAAUACGAGAUUGAACUCAAAGAGUCUCUAGUUACAUCACUCUCUUUUGUCGCACAAGGAGACAUUGUAGCCAUGGCUGCUAUUAUUGGUGGUGUUACUGGUCAAGAGGUGCUCAAGGCUGCCUCGGGCAAGUUCUCGCCCAUCCACCAAUACGCCUUUUUCGACGCCAUUGAAGCCCUCCCCAACGACUUUAACACACUCGCCGAAGAAGAAUUCCAACCAAUCGGAUCACGUUACGACGGUCAAAUCAUCACCUUUGGCAAGACCAUCCAAAAGCAAAUUGAAAACCUCAACUACUUUUUGGUUGGUGCCGGUGCCAUUGGCUGUGAGAUGAUGAAGAACUUUGCCAUGAUGGGUUUGGCGUCGGGGCUUGAGAAGGGUCUCCUCCAUGUCACCGAUAUGGACACCAUUGAAAAGUCCAAUCUCAACCGUCAAUUCCUUUUCCGUAGCUCCGAUAUCCAACAACUCAAGUCAGAGACUGCCGCCCGUGCCGUCAAGGGCAUGAACCCCGCCAUCAACAUCAAGGCCUACUCUACUCGUGUCGGUCCAGACACUGAAAACUUUUACAAGGAAGAGUUUUACAACUCACUCGACGGUGUUUGCAAUGCCCUCGACAACAUUGACGCCCGUAUGUACAUGGACUCUCAAUGCGUCUUUUACAACCUCUCGUUGCUCGAGUCUGGUACCCUCGGUACCAAGGCCAACACUCAAGUUGUCGUACCACGUCUCACCGAAUCCUACUCUUCAUCUCGUGAUCCACCCGAAAAGAGUAUCCCAAUGUGUACCCUUCACAACUUCCCCAAUCAAAUUGAACAUACCAUUCAAUGGGCUCGUGAUUUAUUCGAAGGUUUAUACAAAAAUGCUUCAGACAAUGUAAAUUCUUAUCUUACUAAUCCAAAUUAUAUUGAUGGAUUAAAUAAAUUAAAUUCAAAUGUUAGAUUGGAAACAUUAUCAAGUAUUAGAUCAUCAUUAUUGGAUAAACCAAUGAAUUUCCAACAAUGUGUUAUUUGGGCUAGAUUAAAGUUUGAAGAAUUGUACAACAACAAUAUCGAACAAUUAUUGUACAACUUCCCACGUGACAUGUUGACCACCACUGGCAACCCAUUCUGGUCUGGACCAAAGCGUGCACCAACUCCACUCAAGUUUGACCCAACCAACUCACUCCACAUGGACUUUGUCACUGCUGCUGCCAACCUCCGUGCAUUCAACUAUGGUCUCAAGGGUGAGACUACUGUCGACUCGAUCCGCAAGUGGGCCACCGACGUCAUUGUCCCAGAGUUUACUCCAAAGAAGGUCAAGAUCCAAGUCAACGAAAACGAACAACCAGCUGCCAACUCCAACUCUGCCGAAGGUGAUGACGACCAAAGUGGAAAGAUCUUGAGAGAACUCCCACAACCAUCCGAUCUCGCCGGAUACAAGAUCAACCCAAUCUCUUUUGAAAAGGAUGAUGAUUCAAACUUCCACAUUGAUUUUAUCACUGCCACCUCCAACUUGAGAGCUACCAACUACAACAUCACCAACGCCGAUCGUCACAAGACCAAGGGUAUUGCCGGUAAGAUUAUCCCCGCUCUCGUCACCACCACUGCUCUCGUCUCUGGUUUUGUUUGUCUCGAAUUAUACAAGGUUCAUCAAAAGAAACCAUUAGAAGCUUAUAAGAAUACUUUCCUUAAUUUAGCAAUUCCAUUCUUUGCUUUUAUUGAACCAAUUGCUGCACCAAAGAAUAAGAUUCGUGAUGGAUUUGAAUGGACUCUUUGGGAUCGUUUCGAUGUUCAAGGUGAUAUUACUCUUGGUGAAUUCCUCAAGCACUUUGAAGAAAAGCAUCGUUUGGAAGUUUCCAUGAUUUCAUGUCAAGUCACAUUGCUCUAUGCCAUGUUCUUGGACAAGAAGAGCAAGGACGAAAGAUUAAAGACCAAGAUGAGCACAUUGUAUGAAACUUUAAGCAAGAAGCCAUUGCCUGACAAAAAAUACUUGGUUUUCGAAAUCUGUUGUACCGAUAUGGAUACCGAUGAAGAUGUUGAUACUCCAUGUAAUCACUACUCUACUACUACUACUUCAACUAUCAAUACCAUUAAAUCAAUCGAAAUUUAA
Cavenderia fasciculata is the source of this 3063-nucleotide messenger RNA. RefSeq names its product ubiquitin activating enzyme E1 (gene uae1). The transcript is spliced from 6 exons. Gene Ontology annotation, biological process: protein ubiquitination; ubiquitin-dependent protein catabolic process; DNA damage response. The record is from RefSeq and is a predicted model, not a curated record. NCBI's taxonomy places the organism in Eukaryota, Evosea, Eumycetozoa, Acytosteliales, Cavenderiaceae. Gene Ontology annotation, cellular component: nucleus; cytoplasm. Gene Ontology annotation, molecular function: ubiquitin activating enzyme activity. Bases 1 to 3063 code for a protein of 1020 amino acids.